AUGGUUAAAACAAAGCACCAAAAAUCCAAACCAAAACAAAACCCCAAAUCUUCCCACGCAAAGAAGCACGGGAAGCCGGCUGAUAUUUCAGAAUUUAGAAAGCAGCUGGAUGGUUUAGGCUUAAAAAUAAUUCAAGUGACUGCUGAUGGUAAUUGUUUCUUCAGAGCUCUUGGCGAUCAAUUGGAAGGAGAUGAGGAACAGCACCAAAAGUAUCGGAACAUGGUAGUCAAGUAUAUAAUGGAGAAUAGAGAAAUAUUUGAGCCUUUUAUUGAGGAUGAGGUGCCGUUUGAUGACUAUUGUCAGUCUAUGGAGAAGGAUGGAACUUGGGCUGGGCAUAUGGAAUUGCAAGCUGCUUCUCUUGUGACCCGAUGCAAUAUAUGCAUCCACCGGCAUGACUUUCCUCGAUGGUACAUACGGAAUUUUGACAGUCGUGAAGUGAGAAUGAUCCAUCUUUCUUAUCAUGAUGGUGAGCAUUACAACAGUGUGCGUUCAAAGGACGAUACUUGUGCGGGACCAGCAAGGCCAAUAUUUAUCAAGGCUGAUGGUGACCUUUCAACAACGUCUAACAAAGCGAAAACGUCCAACACCAAGUCUAGAGAGGAAGCUGCUGGGAAUUUUGUUGAAACUGGAUGCCUGAAAAUGGUCAUAGAUGGAACUGGAUGUAUGGAUAUUGAAAAAGUUAAAAAGGUUCUUGAAGAAGUAAAUGGUGACGCAGAUGCUGCAAUAGAAUAUCUUAUUGCACAGCAGGGAAGCGAAAAUGAUAUAGUUGCAAAUGAGGUUCCUAGUUCAGAAGAUUUAAAUCACGGUGAGCAUCAAACGGAAGAAUGCAAACAACAAAGCGCAAUUUCUGAGAGUAGAACAAGUAAUUUAGAAAGGAGUCGGACUAAAAAAAGUUUACCUUCUGACGACAAGAAAAUUCCAAGAAACAAGCUAUGUCCUUGUGGAUCAAGAAAGAAAUACAAGUCUUGCUGUGGAUCUGUUGCUGGAAAAUCUUCUGCUAGACUUACAAUAAAUAGGACAUUUGAGGAUGCAGAUAAAAAAGACAAGAAACAACGCAAGAAAGCGUCAAAAGCUACAAAUCAUGAUCAACCUGCUGGAGGACAACAGCUUGAUCUGGGUGCACUGUGUAUAUGA
Messenger RNA from Oldenlandia corymbosa var. corymbosa, 1134 nucleotides. Lineage: Eukaryota; Viridiplantae; Streptophyta; Magnoliopsida; Gentianales; Rubiaceae. The record is from the annotation of a GenBank genome assembly.